AACCAAAGUAAAUUUAAAAUUAAAAAGUGAGGCUGUGGGCUGAAAACGGCAUCAUACACUGUCGUUCCAUCGACAACCCACAGACUUCACCAUCUCCAUCACCAUCACCAUCAUUAUCCUUCCUUAACCCACCUCUUAUCUAACUCUAGUUAGGUCUAACAAAUUCUAACCCAAAAAAAUAAAAUAAAAAUACAGUAAAAAAGAAAAAGAAAGAAAAUACCUCACAUCCUCCUAUAAAUAUAUUGCUCGAGUAAAGCACGGUUUGCCAAAAUAGCCAGCGAACCGCGGCUUACAAAAAAUCCUCUCUCCUCUGCCCUCUUUUUUCUUCUCUUUCUCUCUCUUUAAAACCACAAGAAAUGGCGGUCACCAGAAAAUCUAGCGGACCAGUUCUAAGAUCGCUCUCACCUUCUGGAAGAUUCUAUGGUUCUUCCAAUACAACAUCGUUUGCUUCAUCAACUUCAAGCACCUUCACUUCUAGAACCUUCAUUCACCGUUCAUCAUCUCCGACUCGCCUGAAUUUAUAUUCCAACGGUUCAUCAGGUGUCCGGUUUAACUCCGGUUCAUACUCACCGAACCGGUCUAUUUCGGCUCAGUCUGUAAAGCGUCCAGCCACUGCGGGACAGAAGAAGACGUGUAUGUGUUCACCGACGAAUCAUCCCGGUUCUUUUCGGUGUAGUUUGCAUAAAAAUGUAUCGAAUCGGAAUGUUUCAGCAGCUCAACCGUAUCAGUCAAAUAGAUUGUUUGCUCGGAGGUCAGCGAUGACGAAUUCUCUUGUGAGAAUUGGAACUGUUGAAGGCGAUUUGGUGAAACGUGCUUUGGCUGCGCUUAUUCGUCCGUCGAGUCAUCAACAACGAAGAAGAUGUAAUUUUCAACCCAAGAAAAGUAGACUUUCUGUUAUGUCCAUGGCGGCAUAGUAAAAUGCAGAAGGAUGUUGCUGACGGAUGAGUUUUGGAAUCCGAGCGAUCUAAGAUUGCUGAAGCAAGAGAUUCAUGGAAAAAAAAUUGUGUAUAUAGUAUAUUAUGACAGUAUAAUUACAACUCCUAUAAUCGAAUUAUGAGUAAUGUUCAAGAAUUUUGGGACUUUUAGAAUUCAGUAAGGACUCGAUUGAAUUACCUGGACUAACUAACUAGAUAAUUUCAAAUAAUAUUUCAAUUUUCAUCAUUUUCAAUGAUUUCAAUUGAGAAUUUGGUUGUCAGAGAUGGUGCAAUUACGUCGUCGUUAAAUGAUUUCGAUGUGAUGUGUGUGACGUCGCUGCGUUCGUUUCGUCGUUGGUUCAUUCCGUUACUUCUCCGUUUAAAAUAUACGUGGGUGUUACUCGUCUGGUCCGUGGUAUUUUCCUGUAAGGGACUAUUAUUUUUGAUGGAAAAAAUAGUGUUAUUGAUAAUUUCUGUGGAUUUGAUAUUGACAAAGUGGAAUUGGAAAUACAUUAGUUUUGGACCCUGUACAAUGGACUUUGGACAAGGAAAUAAUGCUUGUCUUGAUUAUCAAGGAAACAAAUUAGUAACUACCUAACAAAGAGAUUGAAUCAAUUUUUUAAAUGAUACGAUCACAAUAAUAAAUUUAUUCAAAAUGUAAAA
Messenger RNA from Amaranthus tricolor (Joseph's coat), 1577 nucleotides. RefSeq lists its product as uncharacterized. Lineage: Eukaryota; Viridiplantae; Streptophyta; Magnoliopsida; Caryophyllales; Amaranthaceae. Bases 357 to 914 code for a protein of 185 amino acids. The record is from RefSeq and is a predicted model, not a curated record. The transcript is spliced from 2 exons.